This is a messenger RNA of Cygnus atratus (black swan), 885 nucleotides long. RefSeq names its product potassium channel subfamily K member 16-like. Bases 1 to 885 code for a protein of 294 amino acids. Gene Ontology annotation, molecular function: potassium ion leak channel activity. The transcript has 5 exons. Gene Ontology annotation, cellular component: membrane. The record is from RefSeq and is a predicted model, not a curated record. Lineage: Eukaryota; Metazoa; Chordata; Aves; Anseriformes; Anatidae. Gene Ontology annotation, biological process: potassium ion transmembrane transport; stabilization of membrane potential.
AUGCCUUUCCUCACAGUACCCAACUGGCAGAACAGCUGGACUCCACUGCUGGUACUGGGGUAUCUCUUUUACCUCCUCCUCGGUGCUAUGGUGUUCCAGCUGCUGGAAAAGCAGGCAGAGACCCACUCUCGAGACCAGUUUCAGCUGGAGAAGCUCAAAUUCCUGCAGAACUACACAUGCUUGGAUAGGCAAGCCCUGGAGCAGUUCGUACAGGUCCUUAUGGAAGCAUGGGAAAAAGGGGUCAGCCCAGAAGGAAACUCUACAAAUCCCAGUAACUGGGACUUCAGCAACUCCUUCUUUUUUGCAGGAACUGUUGUCACCACUAUAGGUUAUGGUAACCGGUCCCCCAGCACCGUGGCAGGACAAGUCUUCUGUGUGUUUUAUGCCUUAUUCGGGGUGCCGCUCAACCUGGCCUUCCUUAAUCAGUUGGGGAAAGGCCUCAAUGCUCAUCUGAUGAUGCUGGAAAGAUGGGUGCAAAAGCCAGGCCGUGCCCAGGUAGUUCAAACACUGGCAGUGGCUGUCUUCCUGACUACAGGGACCUUGCUAUUUCUGGUGUUCCCACCACUGGUUUUCAGUUACGUAGAAGGCUGGAGCUAUGGAGAAGGCUUUUACUUCACCUUCAUCACCCUGAGCACCAUUGGAUUUGGCGACUACGUAGUAGGCACAAACCCCAACAAGCACUAUAUCCCACUAUACAGGAGCCUAACUGCAAUUUGGAUUGUUUUUGGCUUGGCCUGGCUGGCUCUGGUCUUCAACGUGGGAGCUGACUUGAUGGAAAAAUUCCUUCAGCUGAAGUGGCACAAGCCCGACUUAAGCUUGGCAGAAGGAGACACAACCAAACUGGAAGAUGAACCUGAGCAGCCUAGAAUCCACAUACCUACCUGA